Pneumocystis carinii B80 is the source of this 1907-nucleotide messenger RNA. RefSeq lists its product as hypothetical. NCBI's taxonomy places the organism in Eukaryota, Fungi, Ascomycota, Pneumocystomycetes, Pneumocystales, Pneumocystaceae. Gene Ontology annotation, biological process: positive regulation of transcription by RNA polymerase II. The transcript has 3 exons. Gene Ontology annotation, cellular component: nucleus. The coding region runs from base 47 to 1861 and encodes 604 amino acids. The record is from RefSeq and is a predicted model, not a curated record. Gene Ontology annotation, molecular function: sequence-specific DNA binding; DNA-binding transcription factor activity.
CGACCCAAUUCUUUCAGAACGCUCUAGGGCUCGGCCGGCCGAGCCGAUGAAGAGCAAACAAUCCUCUCAAGGCUCUACACUUAUAUAUACAGCUACAAAAGGGGAAAAUGAAUCUAAUGAACAAGUGGAUAUAUCAGAGUUUGAUCCAACGGGUCAAACGUGUCCUCCUGGCGGAAAACCAAGAGUAACAACCACCUUUUGGGAGGAUGAAGGGACGCUUUGUUUUCAAGUAGAAGCCAAAUCAGUAUGUGUUGCACGUAGAGAAGAUAAUGAUAUGGUUAAUGGUACGAAACUUCUCAAUGUUGCAGGAAUGAGCCGCGGCAAACGAGAUGGUAUUCUUAAGGGAGAAAAAGUUCGGUCGGUUGUUAAAGUGGGAGCAAUGCAUCUUAAAGGCGUUUGGAUUUCAUUUGAAAGAGCUCUAGAAUUUGCGAAUAAAGAGCGUAUUACGGAUCUUCUUUAUCCUCUUUUUGUGACGAAUAUUAAGGCAUUUUUAUAUCAUCCAACUAAUUAUGUACGAACGACGGCGGUAAUGGCGGCAGCACAGCAUCUUCAAAUGCUUAGAUUAUCAAGAAACCGAAAUCAUAGUGUUGCAAGACGUUUAAAAGAAAGACAAAUGACGCCGCCUCAUACUGCACCAAUUUUAAUGAAUAGAAGAUGGUCUCAAGAAGGGGCAUUGCCUAAUAAUACAUCAACAUAUAUGAAUGCAUCUACAGUAACACAGUCACUCCCAGUAACCCCGGUAACAACACCACCCGGAUAUUUUCUUCGUUCAACAGUUCAAUCAUCAGAAGAAAGACCGCAAAACUAUGUUUUUUCGUAUUCUGAACCAAGAAAUAAAAUAUGCCAUAGAAAACAAUUUCAGCAGACAUACGGAAUUCCUGUUUCACGAUCAUUAUGGGGAAUUUCGAGAGAAAGACGAGCAUCUGCUUCUUCAUUAUCAUUAGACCAUGAGGAAUUGAAACAAACAUACGAAGAAGAUUAUAUUAAACAACAUCCACCUUUAUAUCGAGAAAUAUUUUCUCAACAAAAUCAGCCAUUUCAUGAAUUAAUGGUUCAAAAUCCAUCUUUAUUAUCCCCUGUUGCCCAUGAAUAUAUACAAAAAGAAGGUAUUAAUGCAAAUUCGGGUGUAUCAAUGACACUUCCGGGACCUGCAUAUCAAGCAUCAGAUGAUGCAUCAACAAUUAAUUCGCAAUCAUCAUAUAGCUAUCAAUCUGUAGAUGAUACUUAUUUAUAUCUACCAAAUACUACAAAUAUGCCUUCUACAUUAAAUGAUCUAGACCCAGGACAAACAACAAGUACACAUUUUCCUAUUACAACAGCGAUAAAUCAAUGGGAACAGCGAGAUGUAUUAAGCCCUAAACGUUAUUCAAUUGGUCAUAAUAAACAACAUUCAAUAUUUACGAAAACAUGGUCGCCUCAAACAUGGAAAGAGGCAUCACGAUGUAACGACUUUUAUCAUCAAAUAGUUGAUACAAAUUUGAAUAAUCGACUCUCUCGAUCUACAUCAAUUGAUCAAGCAUAUCUUUCAUUAAGAAAUGUAUCAGAUGAUCAUCAAAAUGAUUAUAGCAAUAUUCAUUUAAACACAGAAAGUAUCACUAAUAAAGAUGAAACAAAUGGGUUUAACAAUGCAAAAUAUAUUGAACAAGACAUGUCUGUUUCAUCUAACUUUAAUUCAACUCUUUUAUCAGAUGUCUCAGAUAUGAAAGUAAACAUGUUUUCUAAUAUGAAACCUCACAAACGUCGAAAGACAAUUCAUGAAUAUAUGCCAAUAUUGAUUCAAGAUAAUUUAACUAAUGUAAACCUAAAUCAAAACGUUCAAGACGUAGAAGCGAAUAGAUGUCAUCUUAUUCUCGACAUCUGAUUAUCUAAGUUUAUGGUUUUAUGAUUAAUAGCAUCUUAAUAAUAUA